AAACAGACGAAUCUGGAUGAAAAGGCGCUCUCCAAACUCAGCACAAAGGCCAGUCUGAAGAAGUUCCUGGAUUACAUUCAGACUGGAGCAAUAGAGAAAAUGGCAAAAGUCCUCGAUAAAGGUCUUGAUCCAAAUUUUCAUGACCCUGACAAUGGAGAGACCCCGCUCUCUGUGGCCAUGCAGUCAGGCCUGCAGGUGGAAGGCAUCAGGUUGCUGGUUCAGGGCGGUGCUCAUUUGGACUUUAGGAGCAGAGAUGGCUUCACGCCGGUGCACAAAGCUGUUAGGGCUCACAAUCACACUGGGCUGCUGGCUCUCUUGUCCCUCGGAGCAUCUCCAAACUACAAAGACCUCUGUGGCCUGACCCCGCUGUACCACACUGUACUGACAGGAGGCGACACCUCCUGCUGCGAGACCUUGCUGUAUUACAGGGCCAGGCUGGGGACGAGGGACGAGAACGGCUGGGACGAGUCCCAUCAGCACAGGGAUGAAGAGGAGUUUGGAAUGGAAGAAAUACAUAAGGCUUGCCAGAAUGGCUUUGCCCAGCAUUUGGAGCAUCUGCUGUUUUAUGGGGCAGACACCUCUUCUCAAAAUGCCUCAGGGAAUACUGCACUUCACAUUUCUGCCCUGUACAACAAGGAAAGCUGUAUCCGCGUUCUUCUGUACAGGGGAGCAAACAGGGAGGCAAAGAACAAGCAUGGUCAGACCCCUUUUCAGCUAGCUAUAAUGUCUGGUCACUUUGAACUCGGGGAAAUCAUCAAAAACCACAAAGAUUCUGACGUAGUGCCCUUUUUGGAAUCGCCAAAGUAUGUACCCAAGCGAAAAGAGAGCGCCCACACUCUGCCUCUCCCCUCACUUCAUUCCCACCCCCUACUGCGCGCUAACAGCGAUAACUCCAUGACCCAGUCUGACCCUCUGGCCCUACCCAUCAAGGCUGCAACCAAUCCCAACCCGGGACAGGGCCAGCGCAGGGCCUCCAUUGGCGUGAGAAGCUCCAGCAGCCCCAGAACUCGUACCCGCUCCCCAUCCAGAGGGAGAGGAGGCCAAAGUGACACAGAGGAGAGGCACCGGCAGCCAAGAGGCAGACAGGGUGCAACCUCAACGAGUAGUGGGGGAGGUCAGAUGAAGCGUAUGUACAGCGCAGUGCCAGGGCGGGUUUACGUGGCCACUCGUGCCCAUUCUGCUAGUGGAGACCGAGAGCUCUCACUUAACAAAGGCGACAAAGUUAAAGUGUUAAGUGUAGGAGAGGGGGGAUACUGGGAGGGAACAGCAAAAGGUCGCACUGGCUGGUUUCCUUCAGACUGCGUGGAAGAGGUGGCGGCUCUGAGCAAAGACAGUCGACCAGAGACGCGCAGUGAGAAAGCCAAGAGGAAGCUUUUCCGUAACGUCACUGUCGGAGCCUACGAUGGCACUGACGGUCCAAGUGACUACAUCAUUAAGGAGAAGACAGUGCUCCUACAGAAGAAAGACAAUGAGGGCUUUGGCUUUGUGCUUAGGGGAGCCAAAGCUCAGACUCCCAUAGAGGAGUUCACUCCAACGCCAGCGUUCCCCGCGCUGCAGUACCUAGAGUCUGUCGAUGAGGGGGGCGUGGCCUGGAGGGCGGGCCUGAGGAUGGGGGAUUUCCUCAUUGAGGUGAAUGGCCAAAAUGUGGUGAAGGUUGGCCACCGGCAGGUGGUCAACAUGAUCCGACAAGGCGGCAACAGUCUCAUGGUGAAAGUUGUGAUGGUUGCUCGAAACCCUGAACUAGAGGACACUGCUCGGAAGAGAGCCCCACAGCAGACUAAAAGACUGACUCCUCCUGCCAUUGCCCUGCGCUCCAAGUCAAUGACAUCAGAGCUGGAAGACAUGGUGGACAAAGCAUCAUCAUUUCCGUCCCCCCCAUCACCAUCACCAUCACCAUCCCUCUCAUCACAUCCGUGUUCACACCAUCACAUGUGUUUGACUGCCUCUCCAUGGAAAAAGAAAGCAGAAUACGAGUCCUCUCUGGGUCCUGAUAAGAAGAGGACAGUCUAUCAGAUGGCACUAAAUAAACUGGAUGAGAUCUUGGCUGCUGCCCAACACACUAUUACAUCAGACAACCAGGGCCAGAGGGGUCAUGGAGGCAAGAGGGACCGGAGCAAGAGUAUUGUUCCCAACGUCUCCAAUGAGCAACCCUAUGAGCAGCAGUCAUCAGUGAGUAUGGUGCAGCCCGGACCAGGUUUUGGCUACAAUCAAGCUCAUUUUCAACCAGGCCACGCUCAGCAUGCAGUCAUGAUGCGUCAAAAAUCAAUUGGUGUAACAGAGGAGGAAAGGCAGUAUCUUCACCCACCCGCCAUGAAGCUGGCUCGCAGCCUGUCAGUGCCGGGACCAGAGGAAAUCCCCCCACCCCCUAACACAUCUGCCCCAGAACCGCCUUUAUCAGCAGGCCCUCAUCCUGUGAGAGGACCUGCUAUGCCCAUACCCCCUGUAUCUCAAGCCCACUACCAGCUCCAAUCCCAGCCAGGGCAUGCUACUCAAGCAGGCUGGGAGAGGGGAGGGCCUGGUGGGAUGAACCAGCAGGGCAUGGUCCCCACCCUCCGCAGACAGUCUGAAGGACUGUGUAUCCGAGAGCCAGAGGUGCCUAGGAGAGGUGGUGGCAAGAUGGGAGGGUUAAGAAAAGGCUACAGCAGUGCUACACCACCAACAAGUGCUAAGCCUAAGGCCCAGCAAGCGCCGCAACAUCACCCACACGUGGCCAACCGGGAGCAGGGUGGAGGUGUUGGCAGGGGGACAGCCAGGAGGGGUGGUCGAGGAGCUCUGAUGAAGCAGUCAAAAGUGGAAGAUGGGCUGAGACAGCAGCACCGAGGAAAAGGAGUUGCAGCCAAAGAGAAGAGCUCCAUCCCCAUCCCCACCAUCAUUGUCAAAGCGCCCUCCACCAGCAGCAGCGGCCGAAGCAGCCAGGGUAGCAGCGUGGAAGCUGAGCCCCCCCAGGGUGUAGAAGACAACACCUCAGCAGAUACAACCUCAGACAGCCCCAACACCAGUCUACCCUCGCCACUCACCCCCUUGCCACCUCAGCCCCUUUCAUCCACUUCCAUGCCUUCAUCAACUGCUGCCCCGUCGGUUCCCUCGCAGCAAAACCUGGAAAACUUGGAUUACACGUCGACAUACAUUACGACCUUCGGAGGAGGAGGAGCAGGAGGAGGAGGGGCGCGCAGGGAAAGGGAACGUUUCCGAGAUAUGAGAAGAAAGAGUGCUUCUUUCUUCCUCUCAUCUGAGGAGGACAUACAAGGAGAGGCAGGAGGAGGAGCAGGGCAGGGAGGAGGAGCAUUAGGGAUGAGAACUCAGCCUUUACAGGGCUCUCAAAUGGAAGUGCCCACCCCUCGUCUACGGCCUUCCAAGUCUAUAGAUGAGGGCAUGUUUUCUGGAGACAACUAUGUCAACUAUUCCAGCAGCAUGCCCCCAGCCUUUGGCCUGCCUGAGUAUUCUUCCCCUGUCCUCGGUCAGGAUGGCCAGCCCAAGUCAGCUCCCUCAAUGUACGGCAUCCAGGCCACUACUACCUUCAUCCACCCACUUACAGGGAAAGUUCUGGACCCCUCGUCCCCACUUGGCCUGGCCCUCGCUGCCAGAGAGAGGGCCCUAAAGGACGACCGCAGGACACGCAGAGAGGAGAGACACUUUGGCCGGCAGCUGUCCACAGUAGGAACAUUCCCUACCCCUGUUCAGACCCCAACUCCUUCUCUUUUUGCAACCCCUACACAAUCGGCCUACACUUCCCCAGUGUCCGUCCACCUAAGCUCCCCCACCGCCACCACCUCACCUGCAUCUAUGAGCCGGCCACAGUCACCAAGGAUAUUACGUUUGGGAGGAGGAGGUGGGGAGAGGAUGGAGAGAGAAAAGGAGGGAGGACCCAGGGAAGGUCUCAGAGUUCGCUUCUCAGAGGACAGAAGCAGUCAGUAUUCAACCCAGUAUUACCCACAGAGCCCCAGGGAGAGAGAAAGAGAAAAGGAGGUGUAUGACAGCAGGCCUGUUCCACCAAUGCAGCCUCCUCCACCACCGGUUCAACCCGCACCCCGCAGACCUUCCUUUUUGCAGAUGGAUAGCACUCCCAACACCAGCUACAUCCCUCAGUAUACUGUCCCUACAGCCUCUUCACAAACACAUGAAACUAUGGGAGAAGCAGGAGCAGGGGCGGGUGGAGGUCUAGGACUGAUGGUUCUCCCUCCACCAGCUCCCUCAAUAGAUGUAGAUGACGAGUUUGUCUUUGUAGAUCCCUUGCCUCCUCCUAUACAGUUUGCUAAUGGUAAGAAGGAGAGAGUCCAGGAGUGUCCUCAGCAGCAUCAACAACGGAGUCAACACCCUGCCGCUUUUGCACCACCUCCUCCGCCCCCUCUUCCAUCUACCAAGCCCUCAAAUGCACCCCAACCCUCUCCACAGGGUGGUGACUCUGCUGCCUCCAGCCUUACCUCCUACGACAGCGAGGUGGCCAACCUUACACAGUCCGCUCUCUCUCCAUCUUAUCCGUCCGCACAGAUAUUUCCCCCUCCCUCCGCCAACACCACCUCUGCUGCGGCUUUGUCUGCCACGUCACUACACAGACCCCAGCCCAUGUCUCAUUCUCACCCCUAUUACAGCGGCUCUAACGACCCCUCAUUAGGGGGUCACACCCCGGGCCAGGACAGAGGCACAGCCGCCCUCACAGCCACAAUGACCUAUGCUACCACUACCAUGACAGCCACGGCCGCCGCCGCUACCACCACAACCUCGCCGGCGUCUUCUGACUACAGCAUGACCAUGGCCGGGCCCAAGGGUGGCCUGAGCACAGGGGUCAAAGCUGCUGAGCACACUCAUCACCCUACUAUUAUAUCCAAGAGCGGAGACUGGCAAGAUGCUGUGGUGGAUUCUGGGAUUGAGGAGCUGGACAGUCACAGCAGUAGCGACCACCAUUUAGAAAUGCUGGGAUUGAGUGGGCUGAGAGGAGAGAGGGGAGGCAUUGGAGGAGAGGGAGAGAGAGGAGGUGAGCAUCAAGAUCCUUGCACAACCUACUCAGGUGGGCAAACAUUUGAGGUGCACAGCGCCAAACUGGCAAACCCUGUGUUUCCAAAGAUGACUCAUUACAAGGAAGGAGGAGGGAGGGGCAUGCCUGUAGCACUACGUAGGCAGAACAGCACCAACCCUGCUCCUUUGCAUUUGCAGAGACAAACUAACCCAGAAGAUGUCAGGUUAGAUGGAGCGUUUGCAGAUGAAAGGAAGCGCAAGCAGAGUAGAUCCAAAAUGGAGGAUGGCUUCAACACCACUCUGGCUGCCUGCUUAGAGAGGCCCAUGGACACUCGGUCGGUGGGCUGGGUUGAGGUCGGGGAGCAUGAACAAGGUGGAGACGGAGUGCAGAGAGGUGGUAUGGUUUUAGAGGGCCGCAGAAUUCACUCACCUCUUUCAGGUGUGAAGGCGAGCAUCAUCAAUGAGCUGAGCUCCAAGCUGCAACAGAUGAGUAGCAUGAAGAGCAUGGAUGACUGGAGCCACACUCCAAAGUCACCCACCAUGCAUAGGUAUUCGGCAGAUUUCACUGACGUAUUUCACAGCCCCCCUUCUGGCCAUUCCAUCUCGCCAUUACCCACCUCCUCUCCACAGCAUCGUCAGAUCCUGACACCAAAUCUGGCGGCCACCCCGUCUGUCUCCCCUUCCUCUCAAGUCCCAAUUCAGCGCAACUGGACCCGCUCCCCAUCUCCACAGAUUUCUACCUCCCCAGUUCAUUCACAUCCUCCCGUUUCCCCGACCUACUGCCCAUACCCAACGUCACCGAAGCAUCGGUCCAAGAUGCGCAGACAGACUUUUGAUUUUCAGUGCAGUCCCACUAAGGAGAUGCGGUCUUCAGUGUCACGGCGGCGGGCUCCCAGCCCUCUCAUCUAUAGCACUGAACAGCCAAACCCCACCCCUCCCAGGCCUUCCUCUCUCCCCAUCCUUCCCAGUACACCCGUCUACAACAACCCCUUUGACUUCCCCGGGCCCCUCACUCCUCCUUCGCCUGGCCAUCCUCUAGGAGAUCCCUACAAGACUUCAACUCCACCACUGUUCUCUCCAUCUGCUGUGCCAAGUACAAACCCACUACUUGUCUCGCGCUCUCUCUCACCCACCCAUUUUCUCUCUGGAGCCUCCUCCCCCAUGCAUUUGCCCCCCAGCCCAUCCUGCCUCAACUAUCCCCAUCUCACCCCUCCUCCGCCAGCCAAACCCUUUGCCGUCAAGCCCCUGCCCUACUGGACCAAGUACGACGUGGCCGACUGGCUGGCUUACCUAAACCUGGGGGAACACAGAGAGCGUUUUAUAGAUAAUGAGAUAGAUGGAUCGCAUCUGCCUUCGCUCACCAAGGAUGAUUUCUUGGACCUGGGAGUGACACGUGUGGGACACCGAAUGAACAUCGAGAGGGCACUGAAGAAACUCACCGACAGGUGAGGGAGGACUAAUAGACUCUGGGAGACGUAGAGGCAACAGGUUCAAAGGUCAAAAAGGAACACCGGAUGGUGAAGGAAAGUCAAAGUGUCUCAUUCCUUCCAUGCAAGUUAGCUUGGCCAUCCUGUUUCUUCAUUAGAUGAAUAUCGUUUGGUUAUCUGGUUAUCUCAUCUUCCCUCCAUCCCUUUCUCUUUAUUAACCUGUCUUAUCAACCCUAUUUAGUUUGCUCCGUCUUUAUCUCCCAUUCUUAUUCUUUGAUUUGCCCUCCUUCUCUCCCCAGGCGGCUCUCCUCUCCUUUGCAUGUCACUACUUCUCCCCGAGACACAGACUGAGAGAGUGAAGGGGUGAUUCAAAGAUGAAAGAAAGGGAGAGAAACAAAUUGACAAAGAUGGACAAUAACAGAGUUAUGUGCACAGGAAGAACAGUGGACAUCAAUAGGUUGUGUUGAGCUAAGACUAAGGGCUGGAUGUGUGUGUGUGUGGGGGGGGGAGUGUUUUCUUGCAGAUUUGCUACACAUUUAGAGAAUACUGUUGACAUUUGUGCAAUGACUUUUGUUCAACAAAGGGUAUGAGAAAGUUAAGAAUAUAAUGAAAAUGAUGCUCUUCAACUGAAAAUAUACUUUAAAACUUUUGAUGGACAGGCAUUUAAUUAACACACCAUUUUGUGCUGUAAAAGACAAACACAUACAUACACACACUCCUAUUCUCACACACACUGGCAGAUGGAUUCUCACACCAUCUGCUGCUUAGCAGCACUGAGAAAACUUCAGUCUGAGUUCAAAGAAAAAUUGAAAAGUUGCUGCUUAAAGGGUAGACCCCGAUAAAAAACAGUCACAUUCUAACAUCAGUUUUGUAGCUUUAAGCAGAUCAGAGUAUCAAACGGCAAAGUACAGGAGCCAAAGUCAGAAUAUGAGAGAAAAGGUUUUGUUUGUAAAUGUUGAUAGAAGAAAAUGGACAACAAUAGAAUUUUUUUUUUGCCAUAUUCCCCCAAAGGAUGCCCCAAUAAGCUUUGUAUGUAUGUACUUUGCGAGCACUAAAUAAUCUGACAUGUUAAACGGGAUUCACUAUUAAUAGAACCAUAUGUUUUGUACAAAGUGCUGAUUGCAAUCAUUGAUUUCUAACUGGUCAGGGUAUUUAUAACUGUUGAAUUGAAGUUGUGCAUAAUGAGGACGUAUAAGUAUUGAGAAGAUAUUGUUGUGAAAUAGCCUUUUUAUUAUUUUCCUCAUUGUUCUAUAGAAAGGAGAGGAAAUACAUGAGAGGAAGUGAGAAGGGUUUGCACAUAAUUUCAAACUGCAAAUCAUCUUUUUUUAGACUUUACUGGCGUUUAUGGCCAUAGCACAGGUCGAGAUGUAUCCGUCCUCUUUGAUGCCAUAAUGUUGACCGCUCUCUCUCACACAGCAGGUGCAGUGAUCAAAAAGGGCUUUUUACUGCUUCUCUGUCUGCCUGACUUCCUCAACCUUUAGCCUUUGUGAGUCUGUGUGUCUGAUUUUGUGUGUGAGUGUUCGUCAGCCUGCGUAAGUGGCCAAAUGCUUUUCCUGACCUACACCUCUCUGUUUCUAAUGCCUUUUCCAAAACAUAUUUAUAAUAGUCAAAAAACAUUGUUUUUUUUCUCACUAGUUGACAAUCCCGAUAUUUCCCCGUUCCACACAUAACCCUCAAAAAGAAACACUCUGACCCACUUUUCAAAAGGGUUUUUCAGAGGGAUAAAGUAAAUACUGUAUAUGUUGCGUAGAGAUGAACAAGAAUGCCCUGAAUUUUUUAAACAUGCCAGUUUAGCCAUUUCCCUGCAGUGAAUUUAACUGUAAGGCAAAACACAUAAUUUAUAGAUCUAUAUGUAAUUAUGAUGAUGACAAUGAUAACAUAAACAUAUAGUAUAAUAAAGUUAAUAUUAAGUAUGUAAACGUUUUUAAGAAUCUCCGUCUUCCAAAUAGUGUGGACAAAAUCUUUGAAGCUUUGUUUUGUUUAUGUUUCAUUUUGGGUUUCCUGUAAAAUGCUUUCUAUACUGCUCGCCCUGUGGUGACCCCAGUGAAGCUGACACAUGUUAGUUAAUGUGUUUUCUCUCUAUGUGAGUUUAAAUUUAUGACUCUGUUUACUCAUGCUGAGUUGCCUAAAUGCUAUCUCAUGAUGGACUAUUCUGAGAAGUGAAAGGACUGAGCAGUAGUGUAGAAAGCAUUACAUACUAUGAUUUAAAAGAGUAUUUUAGGUCUAGUGAAAUGCAUAAUGAAUAUGACUACAUACAGUAUGAGCAUAA
Perca flavescens (yellow perch) is the source of this 8649-nucleotide messenger RNA. RefSeq names its product SH3 and multiple ankyrin repeat domains 1 (gene shank1). Bases 100 to 6402 code for a protein of 2100 amino acids. The transcript has 25 exons. Gene Ontology annotation, cellular component: dendritic spine; postsynaptic membrane; postsynaptic density. Gene Ontology annotation, molecular function: ionotropic glutamate receptor binding; synaptic receptor adaptor activity. The record is from RefSeq and is a predicted model, not a curated record. Lineage: Eukaryota; Metazoa; Chordata; Actinopteri; Perciformes; Percidae.